AUGAAGAAUAGCACUGGUAUCGACUCCAUGCUCAACAAAAAGAGGAAGAGAAAAGACUCCUCAGUCAAACUCGUCCCUGAGAAUGAUCGAAUCCUGGCUGGCAAGACGUUCUUCUACAUUCCUCCUGAUGACAUAGCUCCUUUACGACGUGCUCGUAUUACUAAGGCCAAAAAUUUUGGCGCAAUAUGGACGAAAGAGUGGAUUCCAAGUAUUACGCACGUUGUUGUUGACAAAGCACUCACCUACUCAGACGUCAUGAAGUUUUUGAAACCCAUGAUUAACGCCGAUACCCUACCACCAAACGUUAUCCUUGUCAACGAAGACUACCCAAUCGAGUGCACUCAAUACAUCGCAAUUCUGGAUGCGACCCAGAGACAAUAUAUUGUGAGCGGGUGCGGUGCUGCCGCCGAAAAGUCUGCCGUUGUAGGAGAAAACUCACAGAAGUCUGAUACGUCUCUCCAAGUCAAGCCAAGCAAAUCCAGAAAAUGGGAUGAACCCCCGGAGAAGCAGACUCCGCCUCGAAGUCAAUCUCAAUCGCAACGGAUUCCGCCCAACGAAGACACGCUUUCUCCAGGAGUGUGGCUUGUGCCAAAGGGAUCUGAAUUUGUGCAAAGUCCCAAACAGACCCCAACCCUGGUCAGUGACUCUUCCAGGGGCUCAAUGGAAUCUGCAGACCUCCAUCCACUUGGCUCGCUUUCUGGCCUUUGUGGCGCUCUAGAGCAAGCCAUUGAAGAGGCAAAGAAAUAUCAGCAUCUCCCGUUAGACGAUGAUGAGGAUGAAAAUCUCGAUAGGCCUUCGUCAAGUGAAGGUGACACCCCCGAAGAUUCGGAUGACUCCGAAAGAGAUAGAUCUCCAAUCCGAAAACCGAAACGCAAAUACAAAAAGAAGGAGGUGGCAAACCAGGAGAACUUUUCUUGUAUGCAAGGUGGCACAGGAUUUGCUGUGGAGGACAAUCCCAAUGGCGUUACGAUCUCGAUCUUGCAAGAAAUGGCCGAUUAUUACGAACGCGUCAGAGACAAAUGGCGAUCAGUGUCUUAUAGAAAGGCAAUUGGCACACUGAAGAAGCAGACUCGAAAAAUCACCUCUUACGACGAGGCAAUCGAGCUACAGUGGAUUGGCCAUAGGAUUGCAAAGAAAGUCGAGGAGAUUGCAGCUACGAACCGACUCCGCAGACUUGACAACAUCAAACUGGAACCUAACGAUCUCAUUCUGCAGACUUUUAUGAAAGUUUAUGGGGCUGCUGUUAGUCAAGCAUCUAAAUGGAUACAGGCUGGCUACAAGACUCUCGAUGAUCUCCGAGCUCAUGCUAAAUUGACCGAAAAACAGCAGAUCGGUCUGGAUCAUUAUGACGACUUCGAAACACUGAUCCCGCGAGAGGAAGUGACCGCACUCGGUGAAAUUGUCAAGAAGGCAGUAGCUGCAAUCGAUCCGGAGGUACAAGCAAUUAUUGGGGGCAGCUAUCGCCGAGGAGCAGCAACCUCAGGAGACAUCGAUUUCAUUUUGACCAAGCCUGGAACAACAUCCAGUCAUCAACUGCUACCAUUCUUGAGUGAACUUGUCCAUCGGCUCACCCAAGAAGGAUUCCUCGUUGCCGCCCUCGCUGAGCCUCGUACUGGGGAGGGAUCAAAGUGGCAUGGAGCUUGUGUCUUGCCCGGAAACCCCGUCUGGAGAAGAAUUGAUUUCCUUGUUGUGGCAGAAGUCGAAUACGGGGCAGCUCUGAUAUACUUCACUGGCGAUGAUAUCUUCAACCGAAGCAUGAGACUGCUCGCCGGCACAAAAGGCAUGAGGUUGAAUCAGAGAGGUCUGUACAAGGACGUUGUGAGAGGCCCAGGUCGGGUCAAACUUACUGCCGGAGCUCUGGUUGAGGGUGCCGAUGAGAGGAAGAUCUUUGAGAUUCUGAAAGUUCCAUGGCGACCGCCUGAGCAAAGAAUCUGUCACUGA
Molecule: messenger RNA, 1941 nt
Organism: Hyaloscypha bicolor E
Lineage: Eukaryota; Fungi; Ascomycota; Leotiomycetes; Helotiales; Hyaloscyphaceae
Exons: 2
Coding region: 1-1941 (646 amino acids)
Biological process (GO): double-strand break repair via nonhomologous end joining
Cellular component (GO): nucleus
Molecular function (GO): DNA binding; DNA-directed DNA polymerase activity
Source: RefSeq, a predicted model, not a curated record